AUGUGGCUCCGAGAUGAAACAUGUGGUGAUAUAGUGAAGGAUGUGUGGAAUUGGGGAGGUGAUAUUUGCUCAAAAAUUGCUCAUACCUCGAUUAAUUUGAGUGCUUGGAGUAGAAAUAAAUUCGGGGACUUUAUAAAAGAAAUGAAGGACUGCAGAGGCACAAUGGAAAGUCUUAUGGGUGAAUCACAGACAGAGGAGAUUAUUGCUAAAAUUCGGGCUCUUAAUGAUAGAAUGGAUGAGCUAGAGAGGAGGGAAGAAGCUUAUUGGAGGCAACAGAGUAGGCAGGAUUGGCUAAAAAAUGGUGAAAAAAUUACGACCUUUUUCCAUACAAAAUCUAGCCAGAGAAAAUCCAGGAAUCAUAUUAAACUAGUGAGGGAUGCGGCUGGGAAUGUAUUUUGUGAUGAAGAACAAAUUUCAGAGGUUUUUGUGCAGCAUUUUGAUGACUUAUUUUCCUCAAGAGGUCAAUGUGAAAUGGAGGAGGUGAUUGAGAAAGUGGACUCUGCAAUAUCAUAA
Molecule: messenger RNA, 513 nt
Organism: Chenopodium quinoa (quinoa)
Lineage: Eukaryota; Viridiplantae; Streptophyta; Magnoliopsida; Caryophyllales; Amaranthaceae
Exons: 1
Coding region: 1-513 (170 amino acids)
Source: RefSeq, a predicted model, not a curated record